Chenopodium quinoa (quinoa) is the source of this 2347-nucleotide messenger RNA. Its product is annotated as protein WVD2-like 6. Lineage: Eukaryota; Viridiplantae; Streptophyta; Magnoliopsida; Caryophyllales; Amaranthaceae. The record is from RefSeq and is a predicted model, not a curated record. Gene Ontology annotation, molecular function: microtubule binding. The transcript is spliced from 9 exons. The coding region runs from base 454 to 1914 and encodes 486 amino acids.
GAUCCUUACUGCCCGAACAGUGAGGUGUAGUAGUCCCCCCCCCACUCUCUCUCUUGAAAAUGGUCGUGUGUAAGUGACCUGGUAUUCUCAUUUUCAAAACCCCACCUCUUUCUCUCUCCUACCCAGUCACUCUCUCUUUCAACAACAACUGCUUUCUCAGCCCCUCCCUUUCCCCCCUCUCUUUGAUUUUUGAUUCAAAAAUCAAAUCCUCUUACCAUCAAAUCUUCCAAGAACAAUUAAAAUUUUAAAUACCCAAUUGUCAAACCAUUUUCUAGAACUAAACCUAAUCAGUUAUCUCUCAAUCAUUGUGAAAGAUCGUGGGUUUUCUUUGAAAAAUAUUUAAUCUUUUGUUUUUUUCACCCACUACCCAGAAAACUGAAGAACUUCCCUUUUCCCAUUUGUUCUGUAUUUGUCUCAGAUCGAGUUGGUUAAUGUUGCUGUAAUUCCCAGCUGAUGAUGGAUGCUGACACUGAUAUCGUUACUGGUAUGGUUGGUGUUGUUGAUCUAAAUGGUGCUCAAUAUGAUCACCAUGGCUCGGGGGAGGAAGACAUUGCAGCGGAGAUUAAUGGAAUUCCUGGAAGCAGUAUGGUGGGUGUAGGUCCUGAUGCUUACCAAGAAAAUGGUACUGAGUUAAAUGGAACAAGGAUGGUUGAUUCUACUCAAGGAGUGGAGGAGCUUGCUCAUGUGUCUGUGGAAAUCAGUGGUUCCGCAGCUUCUGAGGAGGUGGAAACAACAAAAAAUAAAGAUGUGAAGGAGCUCAAAGUCAGGGCCAAAAAUGAGAAGCCUUCAAACACAAAAAAGGUUGCGGUGACAUCAAUGAAGAAGAAAACCAACAAUAAAGAAGUUAAGGCAACUUCAAAUGGUGCUCUGUCUGUGAAUACGCAGCCAAAACAGCCUAUUGUAAAGACCAAAUCUUUUAAUGAUCGUCAUGCUACUAGUAGUAAUCCGAGCAAGACCACGAAACCUGCAUCUGUGAUUAGCAACACCCACAAAGCUAAGCAGCCUGUGAAGACUGAAUUGAUGUCUGGCUCUGAAAAGUCUGUGACUUGUGAAGGCACUGUGGAAAAGCCCAAAUUGAAGCCCCUCAAGAAAGAACGUCCAACUACUAGCGAUGGAAAUGGGGAAUCUUCUGAAAGCCCCUCUGCAGCGGAUGCCAAGGCCCGUAGAGAGGGUAAACUUCCAUCUUAUGGUUUCAGCUUUAGGUGUCAUGAACGAGCUGAGAAGAGAAGAGAGUUUUAUACCAAACUCGAGGAAAAGAUUCAUGCGCUCGAAGAAGAGAAAAAUAACAUGCAAGCGAAGUCCAAGGAAUCUCAAGAGGCUGAGAUUAGGAUGCUUCGGAAAAGUUUAAAUUUUAAAGCAACACCAAUGCCUAACUUCUACCAGGAACCUGCACCUCCUAAAGCUGAACUUAAGAAGAUACCAACUACACGUCCCAGAUCGCCCAAGCUAGGUAGAAAAAAGAAUUCAUCAUCAAUGGAAGCUGAAGAUGGGGACCAAAAUCAACGAUCUGGAAGACUAAGCUUGAAUGUGAAGACGGUCUCACAAACCAACUCUAGCAAAGGACCUUCUCCUGUACAGUCUAAACGGCCUCAGAGGAAGUCCCUCCCUAGAUUGCCUUCCGAGAAGACACGCUUGUCGAAAAAUGCUAAAGUGCUGGAUCAUCCGGUAAAUGGGUCUCCACCUAUAGCACGUGUUGAGGAGGAUGUUCCUCUGUCAAACCCCGAAUCUGCUCCUAUUGCCCAUGUGGAAGAGGAAGUUUCUCCCUCUGACCCUGGUUCUGCACCGAUUGCUCAUGUCGAUGAGGAAGAUCCAACAUCUGACCAGGGUGAAGCUCAUUCUGAAAUUGAGGACGGGCCUAUUGUUGAAGAUCUAGUCCAGCUCCCAAUCAAGCAAGAAGUUGUAUCAGAGCAUUGAAGAUAAAGCUUGGGUGCAGUUGGAUUCAUUCGCCUCCACGAAGUGUUGGCUUAGUAGAACAUGAUUAUGCUGUCAAUGAAGCAAUUUGUCCAUAGUUUGGUGAGGUUUGGUUGUUCUUGCCUUUUAGAAUGCCAGUCUGGUCGCUUAAGAGUCUGCAUUUGCACUUUCUCUGGAUUGUCCGGUCACUGCUUUUUCGAGUUGUUUAUCCAUAAGAAUCUAUUGCUCCUAUUUAAUUACACUCUUUUAGUGGUCUUCCAUUGAAGUGUGGUUGUGGGUAAAUUUUGGGAUUCUCUCGUACACCAGUUGUAGUUUAUGAUACAUAAGUAGCUUAUGGGGGAUGACUAAAUUGAUCAAAUUGGCGUAGUUUGCAUUUGGAACAAUAUUUUGUUAUUUACAAUGUUUAUUCUUCCAACACACCCUUAUGCUGUCGCUA